Messenger RNA from Fraxinus pennsylvanica, 315 nucleotides. The record is from the annotation of a GenBank genome assembly. NCBI's taxonomy places the organism in Eukaryota, Viridiplantae, Streptophyta, Magnoliopsida, Lamiales, Oleaceae.
AUGAAGGGAAUAGAAGAACCUGAAGAAAGCAAGAUAUGGGAUUGUGGCAGCCCCUGUUAUGAUUCAUAUGAAUUGGUUUCUAUGAGCCAUUUGAUUGAAAGGCAUUUCAUGAUAUUGCCUUAUGAUCUUAGAGGAUCAAGCAAGGCUUCAUCGAACGAAAUCGAAGAAUCUACUAUCAAGUAUUAUUUGAGUGAACUCGUAGAGAGGAGAGCGAGGAAGAGGAAGAGGAAGAUGGAUGCGGAAAGUAAAAAGAAGAAGGAGCGUAAAACCGGGAUUCCAAGAAUUUGUAAUUGGAUAUGUUUGUGGGCAAAAUAG